AAUACAACAGUGCCCGGUUUCCAGCAAAAAGGACGUCCCAACUUACCGAAUUGUUCCAGUGUCUCAUAGAAAUUUCCCCCAAGACCUCAUGACAGUAUUCCAGGUGCACGUUUGGCAAAUCUCCCGAUGUAAUCCAGGACCAUGAUAUUAAUUCUACACUCAUGCCCAACCGCCCCUUUCUCGUCGAUGGCCAAGCUAACAGACUUAUUGCGGCGUCAUAUAAAUAACUCUAGUACGCUUCUCGCGGCGCUAUAUCAAUACCACUAGCGCCCAGGCUCUCGUUUUCAUACCCCCACGCCAUUGAAAGGAAAACAAGCAUGCUAUCACACAUGCUGUUCGUUUGGGCGCCUGAAGCAGUCGUGGACGAUAAGCCCAGGCCUAGGACAUUCUUUAUAUUUUACGCCGCAAUCUUCCCAUUCAUCCUAUCUGCUGCCCGAUUACCAACGAGUAAUGAGAACUUUCAUUGGAGACUGACACUGUCAGAUGGGACAACAGCCCCAGAUCUCAGAACUCUGCCCGAGUACCCCCUGCGCCACAUCUCCAUCAGGAAUAAUAUUCUCACUAGACCGGAGGUCCAGUCGAUGGUCCUGGAGGUUUUCCAAACGUGCGUCUGGGAUACUGUCGUGGGGUCUUGGGGGAAAUGUUUGUGGGAUACUGGAAAAAUUCGUCAUCCCGACCGCCGCAAUCGGGGAUGCGCGCUAGACAGUGAUGGUGUAAGAACAAGGACCGGCCAGCAGGAACUGAAAGAGAAAAGGGGGAUCAACCACUGUGCGCCAUAUAUUGUAUCCGCCACGGAUGUGAGGCAAAUGAAUGCAAUCGGUGAGGAGCUUCCUUACCGAAGGACAUGGGCGCCUUCAUGA
Cantharellus anzutake is the source of this 860-nucleotide messenger RNA. RefSeq lists its product as uncharacterized. The record is from RefSeq and is a predicted model, not a curated record. The transcript is spliced from 6 exons. The coding region runs from base 318 to 860 and encodes 180 amino acids. NCBI's taxonomy places the organism in Eukaryota, Fungi, Basidiomycota, Agaricomycetes, Cantharellales, Hydnaceae.